UUUACUUGUCAAGACGCGUCGCUCCCGUUUCCUUCCGAUAUAAAAACCCGUCAAAUGUGUGACAGCGCGUAAUGAUCGGAUCACGUACGAGCUGUCCGUUACAAGAAAUCCUCCAAACAACAAUGCAAACGAAGAACAGAAGCUACAGUGUCUUUAUAGCGGCCCGUGUACUUUUAAACACCAACAAGUAGGAUCUGCAGACAUUAGAAGACAGAUAUUUGAAGGCUAACAGGCUAAGACGCUAACAGCGUUUAAAUCGGAUUGUAUUUGAUCUAACGUUACACUUCGACCUUUCUGCCAUUAUUCGCAGAACACGAGCUUUCCUUUCGUUUUGAGGCCAUUGUGAUCCAUCUCUUCGAGACCAUGGACGAGGCUUCCCCGCCAUCUCUGACCGAUCUGUGCAUGACUCUGGUGAGCUCCAGGCUGGAGCUGUUCUGUGAGAAGCGUGAUGACGGCUCGCUCUUCUUCCGUGAGCCGCUGGUCUUCCCGCAGGAGCUGGCCGACCAACUGCUCUGCAAGAUGGCCACUGAGGGCCUGUUAAAUGACAGCACAGUGGGAAUCUUCCGAGGCGGCCAGCAGUUCCGGUUGCGCCACGCCUACAUCCGCACCGCCCGAAUCUCCGCCGAGGCCUUCCACCGUGCCCUCUGCCCGCACCGCCUCGUGGAGCUAGACGCUUCACGGGUCAACGCCGACCUCACCAUUGCCGACAUCCUUCGAGGUUUAUCAUCCAAUAAAACGGUGGUGGAGGGUCUGCAGCGGCUCGUCCUGAACGGCCUGACCAUGUCUUCUCUGGAGGAGCCCAGCCGUCGCUUAUUCAGCGCCAUGCAGGGACUGCGUGCGCUCAGCGUGUCCAACGUUGACUUCUACGACUCGGGCUUGGUGGACGUGUGCGCGCUGCCUCGUCUGGAGAGUCUGGAUAUCUCCAACACCUCAGUGACCAACCUCACCCCUCUCCUGGGCUUGAGAAGCAGGCUACGCUACCUCACCAUGCACCAGCUGAAGAGGCUGGAAAUGACCACUGCUCAACUGCUAGCUGUGCUCAGUCAGCUGGAGGUUUUACAGCACCUUGAUAUCUCAGAUGAUAAGCAGUUCACGUCCGACGUGGCACGGCAGCUGCUGGAGACUCCUGGCAUCCUGCCCCAGCUGGUGUCUCUGGAUGUGUCUGGACGCAAACAGGUGACUGAUGCAGCGGUCAGGGCUUUCGUGGAGGCGAGACCGGGCAUGACCUUCGUUGGUCUGCUGGCCACCGAUGCCGGAUUCUCUGACUUCCUGUCUGGAGAAGGCAGCUUAAAGGUGACUGGCGAAGCCAAUGAGACCCAGAUCUGUGAGGCUUUGAGAAGAUACAGCGAGAGAGAAGGAUUUGUCAGAGAAGCUCUCUUCCACCUCUUCAGCCUCACUCACGCCAUCGAGAAACCACGACCUGACAUCCUAAAGUUGGUAGCGCUGGGGAUGAAGAAUCAUCCAACCACACUGAACGUGCAGCUGGCAGCCAGUGCCUGUGUGUUCAACCUCACCAAACAGGAACUGGCCUUUGGAAUCCCAGUUCGACUCCUGGGGAAUGUCACACAGCUGCUACUUGAAGCCAUGAAGACAUUCCCCAACCACCAGCAGCUGCAGAAGAACUGCCUGCUUUCUUUAUGCAGUGACCGAAUCUUGCAGGAGGUUCCCUUUAACAGGUUUGAAGCUGCCAAGCUGGUCAUGCAGUGGCUGUGUAACCACGAGGAUCAGAACAUGCAGAGGAUGGCCGUAGCUAUUAUCUCCAUCCUAGCUGCCAAGCUGUCUACUGAGCAAACUGCACAAUUAGGAGCUGAGCUUUUUAUCGUAAAGCAACUCCUGCACAUUGUGCGGCAGAAAACGUGUCAGGGUAUCGUGGACGCCACGUUGAAGUUCACACUCAGCGCUCUGUGGAACCUCACAGAUGAAUCUCCUACCACCUGCAGACACUUCAUAGAGAACCAGGGACUAGAGCUCUUCAUCAAAGUACUCGAGUCGUUUCCAUCAGAGUCGUCCAUUCAACAGAAAGUCCUCGGUUUACUGAAUAAUAUCGCGGAGGUGGGGGAGUUGCACGGUGAGCUGAUGGUUCAGAGUUUUUUGGAUCAUAUUCGCUCUCUGCUGCACAGUCCAGAGGUGGAGGUCAGUUAUUUUGCCGCAGGCAUAUUGGCCCACCUCACCUCACGGGGCGAGAAGGUGUGGACCCUCGACCUGUCACUCAGGACCACGCUGCUGGAGCAACUGCAUUCGGCGAUUCUGAAGUGGCCAACGCCGGAAUGUGAGAUGGUGGCAUACAGGUCAUUCAACCCUUUCUUCCCAUUACUGGAGUGUUUCCAGACCCCAGGCGUCCAGCUGUGGGCCGCCUGGGCCAUGCAGCACGUCUGCAGCAAAAAUGCGGGGCGGUACUGCAGCAUGUUACUAGAGGAGGGAGGACUGCAGCAGCUCGAAGCCGUGAGGUCACACCCCAAAACCCACAGCGACGUGCACCGAUUGGCCGAAAGCAUCUUAGACAGUUUACAUCGCCAUAGAGCGCGCACAGGAUUCACAGGGCCGCCCAAAGUACCCACACAGAGAGAAAAACGUCUCUAAAUAGGAUGCCGCAAAAAAACUGGAAGCUUUUUGUAUGUGUAUGUGUUCACUCGUGCCCAUCCGUAUGACAAUGACGCUCUGCUGCUCUUCUGUCAGGAGGAACGUGCGGAUAAGUUACUUUGCAUAUGUUUGCACACGAAGGAAUCCGUUAUUUAUUUGACAUAAGAAAUAUGUCUCCGUGAUCUGAGGAAAUGUUUAUUUAGACGGGCAGCAGCUCAGAGACUGUGUGAGAGGACGUAUGUGAGAGUUUAUAUGUGUGUGCAUGUGUGUAUUAAAGAGCAUGUGCAUUAGAUUGCUACGUGUGCAUAUUCAGAUUUAGGAAAUUUCAUUUAAAGGACAGAUUUCUGUCCCGUUGGGCAUAAAAUGCAAUAAUGUAAAGACACAACAAAUACAGUUGUGUUACAUAGAAAUACGUGGACUGUUUGUGUGGAAUAUGUUCAAUUGCGUUUGUGAGAGAGAGAGAAAAAAUGAGAUAAGUGCUUGUUAAUGCAUUGAACAGCAUGAGAGCUUUAGGGAUGAAAUAUAUUUUUAUAGACUGUAUAUCACCUGUGGCAGAUGACAAUGUUUAUGAUGUUGUGUUGCACGCAAAGUAUUACGAUUCAGAUUUGAGUUUCAAAAAUGGUACUAAGUGGACUGAAGACGCAACAAGCGCAAACAAAAGAUUCCUCAUGAGCCCGGAACUCUUCGGGACGCAAACGAAACGGGUGGAGAUGAAUAAAAUCAAAGCUUUUGCCUUUGCGGGAAAGGAGGAACGCAUCAAUAAAUGGAUUCUUGCCUCGUAAACCGUUAAGAAAUCAAGCACGCAGACAUAAAAAGGACGCAGAUGAAUGGCACCUUGUAAAAAAGUCAAGCGGAAGAACCUUGUUCUGAUCGUAGCAACUGGUGAUUUGCCAAAAGUCAUUGGAUUUGCCUUUUUGCUAAAUAUUUUUGCAUUGAACUUGAAGUUUGGUUUAAUUUAAACACUAAUGAAGCUGUUAAACAGCAGUUUCAACGUCUUGUUUGAAAUUGCAAUUAAAAAAAUGAUACUCCAUUUCGUUCCUGUGAACUAAAGAAGCUUUUGUAUAUAAAUGUUUGAUUGGAUGUGUAUGCUUCUUUUUCACAGCAUGGAUUUGGUUUUCUCUUCAUAACUGGGCCAUGUAUUAUGAUGAGGUGCUCCGAAUCGCAAAUGUGCUUUGUUCUCUAAAAUCUUAUUGUGUCAUGCAGCUGUUUCUGCAAAGUGCAUGAAAUAAGUAUUUGUACUGUGAUUCUAUUUUUUUGGUUUGGCAACUUCGGCCAGGUUUAUACAACUCACACCACUGCCCGUUUUUGGAUUCAGAGUCACCAUGAACAAACAUUGAUGUUAAAUUUAAUCUGCCGCUGUGUAAAUGGACCAAAUGAGUUUAACUGAACUUUACAGGCCGAGCGUGGAGACUCUCAUCAUGUACGUGGCCCUCCAUUAGGAUGGAUUUCGGUUUUGUGCCGUACCACGCUUCUCUUUCUCACUCAGAGUGUGGAUUGAGCUGCAAAACCAGAGUCAGCUUGUGUCUGCUCAGAUUUACAUUUAUGCAAAUCAUGUUUGGGGAAUAAAAA
Molecule: messenger RNA, 4149 nt
Organism: Labeo rohita (rohu)
Lineage: Eukaryota; Metazoa; Chordata; Actinopteri; Cypriniformes; Cyprinidae
Gene: zyg11
Product: zyg-11 family member, cell cycle regulator
Exons: 16
Coding region: 364-2580 (738 amino acids)
Cellular component (GO): Cul2-RING ubiquitin ligase complex
Molecular function (GO): protein binding
Source: RefSeq, a predicted model, not a curated record